Messenger RNA from Erigeron canadensis, 1977 nucleotides. RefSeq lists its product as uncharacterized. NCBI's taxonomy places the organism in Eukaryota, Viridiplantae, Streptophyta, Magnoliopsida, Asterales, Asteraceae. Bases 1 to 1977 code for a protein of 658 amino acids. The transcript has 3 exons. The record is from RefSeq and is a predicted model, not a curated record.
AUGGCGGAAUUUGCUUCGUGGAUGCUCAAUCGACAAUCAACAUCCACGACUUCAAACCCAAAUUCUUAUAAGAAAAAUAACAAAACAUAUCUUAAUUCAGGCAUCCAAUCCAACACAGAUAAUUUUUCUCCAAAAACCGAAAACAAUGUUGAUUUAUCGUGGCUUCCCAAUUACAACGAUGAUAACUUCGCCAACGGUCAUGAUAAAUCAUGUCAUCAAUAUGAACAAAAUGAUUUUGAUGAUUCAUGGCUUCCUGCUACUUACAAUGAAACCAAAAAGAAAAGUUCACCAAGUGUCCCGAUCUUGAAUAAGCCUAAUAAUUGUUCUCAUAAAAACGAAAAUGGUUUUGAUGAUUCAUGGUUGCCUUCGAAUACAACUGUGAAAAAUGAAAACAAAAUAAAGGGACAAAGCUAUAUCAAGAAGAACAAUACAAAAACAACUUCAAAAUCAAAUAAUUUGAAUCGUUCAAGCUUGCCAUGUUACCCUAUUGUGAAAAAUGAGGAUAAAAAGAAGGAAAGUAUCAGCAUUCAUAGAAAAUCAGAUAAUCAAGAAUAUUGGGAACGUGCCCGUGAGGCAACAACAUCUACUGCUGAAAUCCAACAUCCAAAGGUUUUGCAGAGUAAGAAAACAGACUCUUCAAGAUCUCAGGGCCGAGUUUCUCCUUCUAUAUCAGAAAGCUCAGUGGAGACGGAUAGUUUAGGUGGAGUGUCUACGCUCCUUCGAAGAUGGAAGGACGUUGAAACAAAGACCUUUGAUAGAAAAGAAAGAAGUUCCUUUAGUAGCAACAACAAUAUUAAUCAUUCAAGAAAGCCUUCAAAAUGUUUCGAUGGUUGCACAGCCGAUGAGUCUUUUAUUGGUUCAGAAUCAUGCAAAUCGAUCCCCUACAGGUCACUUUCUUGCAACAUUCCUUCUGGUACAAAUGAUAUUAUGGAAGCAUUUGAUGUAGAAAAAGAGAAUAUUCGGAUGGGGAGUAAAAUUAAGAAGUUGCCAAAGGAGGAUUUGGCAGCUUCACGGGCUGUAAAAAGUACAAGUGAAUCAUUUGCAAAAGAAAACAAAUGUGUUUCUCCUGUUUUAGGCAAAACUCGUUUGAUACGUGGUCGACAAGCUUACCUAGACUUUCUUAGUUUAAUAGAAUUCAAUAAAAGGCGAGAGCUUGAAAGCUUAACUCACAAAAGAGUAGUAUCAAAAUUCCCACACCGUGGUCGUAUUCAAGCUAUGCUCCGUGUUAGAUUAAUAAGGCUUGGAGCCGAGCCCAAAUUAGAAACCAAAAGCUAUAAGCGUAGCGUUUCAAAAACAAUGAAAACCAUCUGGGAUAAAUUUAGCACAGGAGUAAAACAUGGUGCAACCGCAUCAAGAAAAGUAAACGAAAAUGGGGAAGACACACGGAGUCAUGCUAGUCUUGAAUGUUCGGUUGGCUGUAAUGCAGUUGAAGAUAUGGAAAUGACCAUCACGACCGCCACCUCAACCAUUUCCACCACCACCACCACCGCCACCAACAGCCAAGAACUGGAAACAACAAGCACAUCAUAUAAUCAGUUAACACAAGAAGCCAAAGAUCAUCAACAAAAUACAGAGUUGACUCUUGAUAAGUUUCGAGACGUCAAUAGUUCAUCUCACUCAAUCCAAAGUAAAGAAGAUACACAUUCUGAGAUCAUGGUACCCAAUAUCUUAGAUUACCACGUGAAACCUCAGUUUCAAUCAGAAAGUUUAAAUGAAAAUGGGGUUAAGGAGAAGGAAUAUGAUGAUUCUAUUCAAUUACAAAGUGAUAUGGGUCUAGAAAGCUGUCAUAAUUGGAUUAGUGAAUACUCGCAAUCGCAAAGUGAGUGGGAUGAAGACGAGUUUUACUACAACGAUGACUGGAUUAGUGAGAUAGCUCGCCCACAAAGUUAUUGGGAAUAUAUGAGGCAAAAAAGAUACCAAGAAAUGCAUCAUAUUUUCUCUUACAAUCGAGACCUUCAGGAACUUUUAGACAGGUAA